AUGACUUCCGUUCGCAGGCCAUUUAAUAAGAGCCGUGGCGCAGCCCUAAAGAAAGCGCGCAAAGAAUUCAAGGGUCCUAUUGAAAAGGCGGCAGACAAAUAUGCAAUCAAGUUGCUUGAUAAGGCCCGUGACUUCAACGAGGACUGGUCGACGAACACGCGCGGGAGGCCAGUCAAAGCGCCUGUCACUGAAUCUCAUCAACGAUCAGCGGCGCUGUUGCACCAGCGGGGAGAGAAGCUUUCCGAGGCGGACUCCUGUUCACGCUGCAGCAGUAAUAAAGGCGUGUGGCAGUCGUGCGUGGUGGCGCCCAUUUACAAAAAUCGAGCACUUUACUCUUAUGCCUGCUCGAAUUGUAUUCAUUACAAGCGCCCUUCCGAGUGCUCUUUGCGCAGGAAGUUUCAGUCAAACGGAGGAAGCGCUUGGGUUGAUCCUAAGAAGACGAAGGAAAUCGUUCGGCGCGGCGGGCUGCUUGCCGUUAUCAAGCAGGAAGAACUUGAACGGGUUCAACGAGAAAGGGAACGUCAGCGUGAACGUGAAGCCGAGUCGGAAGCCCUGUCUCGUAACGGACGGCGAACCGAAGUUUCUGUCGUGGUCCAUUCACCUCCUCGGGCCACCAAGCAGUCCUCCUGUGUGAAGAUAGAAGGCCGAACGCUGCGAGGGUCCAACAAGCUUCUCAAGGAAAAGGACCUCAAGCGGGUCAGAACGUCAAUUAUCAAGACUAAGAACUUACUUUGGGGGCUCCGUGCCCGCAAAGACAUGUUGAAGCGGCGCCUCAGACUCCGGGAUAAUUCGCGAGUAAUGAAUGAAGACGACUCCUCGGGGUCGUCGGAUUCGCCGAGCGAUUCGGACGUUUCAGUCUCUUCAGACUCCUCCAACUCUUCGCAUGAUUCGGACGGUUCGGAGGCUUCGGACACUUGUGACUCCUCGGGGGAGGGAUAUGAGUCGGACGAGUAG
Messenger RNA from Aspergillus udagawae, 954 nucleotides. RefSeq names its product DUF3716 domain-containing protein. The record is from RefSeq and is a predicted model, not a curated record. The transcript is spliced from 3 exons. NCBI's taxonomy places the organism in Eukaryota, Fungi, Ascomycota, Eurotiomycetes, Eurotiales, Aspergillaceae. The coding region runs from base 1 to 954 and encodes 317 amino acids.